Molecule: messenger RNA, 2961 nt
Organism: Penicillium bovifimosum
Lineage: Eukaryota; Fungi; Ascomycota; Eurotiomycetes; Eurotiales; Aspergillaceae
Product: M28 family metallopeptidase
Exons: 1
Coding region: 1-2961 (986 amino acids)
Biological process (GO): proteolysis
Molecular function (GO): metalloexopeptidase activity
Source: RefSeq, a predicted model, not a curated record
AUGGCUUCCUACAAAGCCAGCAAUCCCCUGGCAUUCACGCCGUGGCCGGUAACAAUAAUCACCACGGCCGUGUACCUCGCCUUGAUCAUCCCAUUGUUGGUGAUCAACCACAACGUCCCAUCUGCGCCCCGAACCAUCCCCAGUGGCCUCAACCUCACAGAGGCAUGGCAUGAUCUCCAAACCCUCACACAAGGCUUCCACCCCUACAACUCACAUCAAAAUGACAAAGUCCGCUCGUGGCUACUCGAACGUAUCGACGCGAUCAAGCAGUCCGCCCCCUCCGCCCAGGUGUACCAGCACGCGAACGAGGAAAAGCCCGAUGUUUUCGUUUUCGAUGAUAUGGUGUCCAACCUAACCUUUAUCGACAGAAGCGUUGGCGUUUACUUUGAAGGCACCAACAUCCUCGUUUACAUUCGUGGAUCAGAAGAUAAAAAAGAGAAUUGGUGGGAGACUCUCGGUCGAGUACCCGGUGGCAAGGGGGGAGUAUUGGUUAAUGCACACUACGACAGCGUGUCAACAGGCUACGGUGCAACAGACGAUGGUGUUGGCGUUGUCACCUGUCUGCAGUUAGUGAAAUACUUCCUCACACCGGGCCAUGCGCCGCGUCGCGGGCUGGUGGUUCUCUUCAACAAUGGCGAGGAAGACUAUCUGAAUGGCGCACGCGUUUACAGCCAGCACCCGAUGGCGAAAUUUGCGCAUACAUUCCUGAACUUGGAAGGUGCAGGUGCUGGUGGUCGCGCUACGUUGUUCCGCAGCUCAGAUACGGAGGUCACUCAGGCGUAUGCCAAGUCGCAGCACCCGUUCGGCUCCGUGUUGAGUGCCAAUGGUUUCGAGAAGGGUCUCAUCAGUAGUCAAACGGAUUAUGUUGUUUUGGAUGGUAUUUUGGGCUUGCGAGGACUGGAUGUUGCUUUCUUCGAACCCAGAGCUCGUUACCACACUGAUCAGGAUGAUGCCAGGCACACUAGUAUGGAUUCAGUUUGGCACAUGCUGUCUGCUGCUGUUGCCACUACGGAGCACCUUAUGUCUGAUACCAGUGAUCGAUUCGACGGACAUGCCGGUGAUGAUGGAGCUGUGCCUAGUGGUUCUGGUACACGAGCUGUCUGGUUCGAUCUCUUCGGCAGUGCUUUUGCUGUGUUCCGUCUGCACACGCUUUUCGCAUUGUCUGUUACUUUGCUGAUAAUCGCGCCAUUGACCUUGCUUGUAACCAGCAUCAUCCUUUCCAAAGCGGAUAAGAUGUACCUGUUCCGCUCAUCGGUAUAUUCUGAGCUCACCGACGAUAACAUCCCCUUGCGUGGCUUGCGUGGUUUCUUCCGGUUCCCAUUCUUAAUCUCUAUUCCCACAGGAGUGACUAUCGGCCUCGCUUACUUGGUGACUAAGGUCAAUCCUUUCAUUGCCCACAGCAGCUCAUACGCUGUGUGGAGUAUGAUGAUCUCAGCCUGGAUCUUCCUGGCCUGGUUUGUUUCUCGUGUAGCGGACUCUGCACGUCCAUCUGCUUUCCAUCGAGUUUAUACUUGGACCUGGAUGUUUGUUCUCUCUUGGUCUCUCAUGGUGAUUGCCACCGUUUAUGAACACGAGGAAGCACUUGCAGGCGGCUAUUUCAUGCUAUUUUACUUCGCCGGCGUCUUUUUGGCAACAUGGAUCUCCUAUUUGGAACUAUUCUCUCUGCCACCGAAAUCGGAGUACGCUGGCAGGCUUACCGAAUCACGACGGCCUAGUACUCAAGGGAGUCGGCUUGCUGCAUCGGGCGAUGAGCAUCAAGAUGAUGCUGAAGAGGACCCGACUGAGUCGACAUCGCUGCUGCACGGCCCGCAUCGCACUACCUUUGCCAACUACGUCCGCGUCGGGGGAGAUAACCAGUCUCACGACCUGGACGAAGAGGAAGAGGAAGAUCCCAACGUCUAUGCCUACGAGCAAGCAUGGAGUGGUAGCAUGCCGCGAUGGACGUGGCUUCUGCAGCUGCUCCUCACUGCUCCUGUGAUUCUCAUGCUGAUCGUCCCACUGGCUCUUCUGAUCACUGCCGCACUCAACCAGACAGGGCAGGACGGUAAUCCCCAGCUGAUUAUCUAUCUCUUGAUUGCUGCUUUUACUGCACUCAUUUUUGCACCUAUGCUGCCUUUCAUCCACCGGUAUACAUACCACCUGCCUAUCUUCCUACUUUGUAUUUUCACCGGAACCCUGAUCUACAACCUUGUUGCUUUCCCGUUCGCAGACUCAAACCGCUUGAAGCUGUUCUUCCUGCAGGAAGUUGAUCUCGACAACGGAAUCUCCACUGCUUCCCUCACCGGCAUGCCUCCUUUUGUCAAAGACGUUGUAUACGGGCUUCCCAGCGCAGCGGGCCAAAAUGAGUCCUGCGAUUGGAUAUUCCGAGGCAAAAAUGAGGUACAACGAUGCUCAUGGAACGCACCGGUACCACGUGUUGCCACGAGUGCCGCAUCUCUAUCUGCCUUGAACGAAGAUCCCGACUCCCCAGUCGAGGCUUCAGAGCUGUCGCCGGAGUGGGUUUCCUUCAGCAUUUCUCACCCUGAUCCAGCCAGCUCCUCCGUUCGCUUUGAAAUCUCAGGCCAAAAUACACGCGCCUGCCGCAUCGACAUCGAUGGAAACCUCAUCAAGAGCUUCCAUGUCCACGGCUCCUCUGCUCCUGACCCUCGCUUUUUGAACCCCUCCCCAGAUGGCCUGAGUCGGAUCCAACUAUGGAGCCGUACAUGGGACAAUCAGUGGACCGUGGAUGUUGAUUUCUCGGAGCACGACUCACCCGCGACUGAGAGUGAGCAGUCCUCUAUCACGGGCCGCAUCACCUGUCUAUGGAGCGACAAUAAUCGAAUCGGUCUCAUCCCUGCGCUCGACGAGGUGAAGCGGUUCAGCCCGGCGUGGGUCGCUGUAACCAAGUUCUCUGACGGCUUGAUCGAGGGCUCGCGGUCAUUCGAGAUUAAGCGUUCGAGCCGCAAGGCCAUAGCAUCUUGA